This is a messenger RNA of Puma concolor (puma), 4806 nucleotides long. Lineage: Eukaryota; Metazoa; Chordata; Mammalia; Carnivora; Felidae. The record is from RefSeq and is a predicted model, not a curated record.
AUGGCUCACGGCCGGGAGCGCGAGGAGAACGCCUACGCCUCCGUCGGCCCUUCCCUGUCCGUGAGAUGGGUCCAAGGAUUCCCUAAGCAGAAUGUUCAUUUUGUCAACGACAGCACCAUUUGCUACCCUUGUGGGAAUUUUGUAAUAUUUAUUAAUAUUGAAACCAAGAAAAAGACUGUACUUCAGUGUAUGAAUGGAGUUGUGGGUGUUGUGGCAACUAAUGUUCCUCAUGAAGUUGUGGCUUUUUCCGACCGGAGGUUAAAACCUCUCAUCUACAUAUACAACUUUCCUGGAUUGACCAGAAGGACCAAAUUAAAAGGCAGCGUUCUUCUGGACUACACUUUACUGUCAUUCAGUUAUUGUGGCACCUACUUGGCUAGCUACUCCUCUCUUCCAGAAUUUGAACUGGCCCUUUGGAAAUGGGAAUCAAGUGUCAUUUUAUGCAAGAAGUCACAACCUGGUGUGGAUGUAAGCUGCAUGACUUUUAACCCUAUGAACUGGCGCCAGCUGUGCUUAUCAAGUCCAAGUGCAUUGACCGUGUGGACCGUUGAAAAAAGUAACCAGGAGCAUUAUUUAAAAGCAAAGUCAGUAAAACUACCUAUGGAAGAUGGGUCAUUUUAUAACGAAACAGAUGUAAUUUUCCCCACCUCGUUGCCCAAGGAUCUUAUCUAUGGACCGGUGCUCCCACUGUCAGCCAUUGCUGGGCUAGUAGGAGAAGAGGCAGAAACUUUCAGGCCUAAAGACGAUCUGUAUCCUUUGCUUCACCCAACUAUGCAUUGCUGGACUCCAACAAAUGACCUAUACAUUGGCUGUGAAGAGGGUCAUCUUUUAAUGGUUAAUGCAGAAACCUUGAAGGUGACCAUACUUAAUAAGAUAGAAGAUACGACAUCAAGGGAGGGAUGUCAUCUGAUUAAUCCAGUCACCAUGGCGUAUCAGAAGGGAGGCGUGCUGAUUUCUGGAAUUGAUGGCUUUGUGUAUUCUUUUAUUAUUAAAGAUUUACAUUACAAAAUAGAGGAUUUUCUUCAGGUUGAAGAGCCUGUGGAACAUAUGAUGUUUUCUCCAAGUUACCAAAUGUUGCUGAUUCAAACAGAGAAGGGAUCCAUUUAUAUUUACACUUUUGGUGAGGAGCCAACCUUUAAUAGAGUCCUAGAGGCUUGUGAUGGGAAAUUUCAGGCAAUUGACUUUAUCUCACCUGGAAAUGAAUACUGCAUGACACUCACACAUUCAGGGGAAGUUUGUGUUUGGUGUUUAGAAGAUGGUACUUGUGCCAGCAGGAUUUGUCUGAAUACCCCAGCGACGGUUCUGGCUUCCUCUCCCUCCUCCUUCUCUGCCGCUGUGGGCACCCAGGAGGGCUCCAUCCAUUUCCUGGAUGUCAGAGAUCCUGAGACCCCUCGGGCAGUUUACAAGGUCUUUCCCUCCGAAUGGUCUGUGCAGCACCUCCUUUAUGACCAGCGAGGGAUAUAUCUAUUAGUUGGAACAUCAGAAGGAUGCAUCUUUAUCAUUAAUGCCAAUCCAUCAAGCUUGUUUCAGAUCCUUGGAUUCGUAGAGGUGGGCAAAGACAUUUUACAAAUAUCCACAGUGUCUCUUUUGGAAAAAGACAUAGUAGAAGUGAUGGUGCUUUCGCCACUUCCGGAAACAGGAAGAAGCAGAUUGGAAAUAUUUACUCUGCCUACAACACUGCCACAAGUUUCUACAAGCUUUGCUGAUGAAAGAGGGAGGCUGAGAGAUGAACUCAUUGCUAAGUUCCUGUAUGAGAUAGAACAUACCCUGUCCUCUGCCGUGUUGGACUAUCAGAGUCACCAAGUAUAUGGCUUCUGUAACCAAGUGCCAUACAUCUGCAGCUACCGUCUUCCUGAAAAAGAACAUAGCGGUAUUUGCAUUCUUAAGCCAUACCAAAAGGUGCAAAGCAAGCACUACGGACCUGGCAUGCUCUCUCUGUCUCCGCAUGGAUUGUGGCUCACAACAAUAGCUAAAGGUGGAAUUCUGUGUAUCCGAGAUGUUCACACUUUGGAAACGUUUGCUCAAAGUCGGAGUCAUUCUCACCAGGGGCAUGGGAUUCAAUCAGUGAGAAUUUCAAUGGAUGGAAAAAACAUUCUAGUGAAUGGGAGAAAUGAUGGCACCCUUGUUUACCUCAGAUGGAGGCGGUUUGGAGGAAACUUAGCCAGUGAAAUUCUUGAAUAUUGCCAGAAACUUUUAAUUUCCCUGAGCAACACCAUGGAUGAGGAGAAUGAUUAUUUAAGUAUAUUAAAAAGAGAGUCCUUGAAUUUGGGAUCAACAUCUGAACACACAGUUGAGUUCCAAUACAAUACGAAGUUAAGCAUUGAUUCAUCACAAGAGGAAUUAACCCAAGUUGAUAAUUCAAAGGAAAUUCCCUGGCUACAACAAAAAAGCCAAGAGGCCAUCAGAAAGGAGGUUAAACUGUUUUCCAAGAAAAGGAAAGAGAUAAAAACAGGAAUCAAAGCACUUGCUAAAACCGUUCUGACUAUGAUGGAAGAAAAUGAAGCAAUAGACAAUAUUGCAAAAUUAGAGCAAAAGGAAUUUAGCCUGGAUCUUGAAGAACUGGAAAGGCUUCAUAACGAAAAUGAGGAAGAAGUGGCAAAGAUAAGAAAGGAUGCAGAGAUGCAUAACCUAGCCAAGGCCUAUUUGGCUGAACUUAUUAAAGAAGAAUGCUGGAAUGCGAUGGCUGUGAAAGGUCGAGCUCUUAAGUGCUUUCACAUGCCUUACGUGGUUGAGAACUUCCCAAUGAAAGAACGCACGGAUGAAGAGUUGAAAGAAUUAAAGAGAGUUUUGCAGCAAAAGAAGAUUGAAGCAGAGUGUCUUAAACUACGGAAGGAAAUUGUAGAGGUUCAGUCUGCAAUUACCUUGGUUAAAAAGCAUCGUGAAGAGGAGGAUGAAGAAGAGGAAGAAGAUGUGGCAGUAAAAACUAACAACUUGCCCAAUUAUCUGCUUGGCAGUCUGAGUACUGAUUUUGGGGUACAUGCCUCUCUGUUGUCAGGCCAAUUGGAACUUCAUUCCAGAGAGGAGAAAAUCAACCAAAUUAUAUUACUAAAAAUUACAGCUCACAGAUUUGUUAAUCCAUGGCAAAAAAACAAAACGCAAUUUACUGUGACCAGUAAAAUGGAGGAAUGGCUUCUGACACGGGGUCCUGACACAAGGCACCGAGCCCUGAUGGACAUGAUGGGAGGAGUUCUGGAAGUCAAGAAGGAAGAUAUUUUGAGAAUGGUGAUUCCUCAACCUGCUUUCAUGGCAAAACCUGAUGCUGUAUGGUCUGAAGAAGAGAGGAAACAAUUUAAAGAAUAUGAGAAGAAAGUUAAAGAGUUAAAUGAAGAAAGAGAGAAAUAUAGAAAGUCAUUAGAAGCAGAAAUGAAGAAACUUCAAAAUUCCAUUCAAGAAAGCACACAGAAUUUUGAUGAACAUUUGAAAAGACUCUUUGAAAGGAGAGUAAAGGCAGAGAUGGUUGUCAACCAGGAGGAACUGAAAAUAAAUAACCUCAUUUUUUCUUUGCUGUUGGACGAAGAAAUAAGCUCCAGAGAAGCAUUCCUAAACAACUACCUUAUAAAGAAGCAGGCGGAGAAAAAACAGACUUCAGAGGCCAUCCAGAAAGCCAAAGAAGACCUUGAUACGUACAGGGAACACUAUGACAACUUAUUGGCAGAAGACAAAGUUUUGGAUCGCAGCUUUAAAAAAGAAUUUUCUGAAAUUCCCAGUCACCAGGUGGAUAUACUCUACAAACUUUUUAAACGCCGACCAAGGAUUCAGAAACAGAAAAUACAAUCAGAUACUGCCAGUAUUGUGCCUUUUGGAGAGCGACCAGAAUCUGGGAAACUGAAUAAGGAUGCCUUUGCCCAAUUAAUGAAAGCCAUGGAUGACUUGGACAAUAUUAGUAACAUGCCAGAAGGCUUGGACCCCUUGGUCUGGGAUCAUUUCUGCCAAACCAGACGAGCGAAAGUGGAAAAUGAACAGAAAGUAAAGCAGAAAGCAGCUGGCUUAAUGGAAAUGGUCGCUUUCCUCCGGCGGAGAACUGAGGAGGAUGAGAAGUUGCAACAGGAAAUUGAAAAAGUGUUCCAUGAACGCACUGUAUUACAGGAAGAGAAGGUGAGAUUCCAGUUGAAUUUGACAAUCCAAAUUCUCCUUAAACAAGGACAAGUAGAGCUGGAAAAUUUCCAGUUAUUGCUGGAGUAUCCUGAUGCAAUUCUCAUCAACAAGAGCAUAAUUGAAGACUUGAAUUGUGUGAUUCGGGCUCAAGGACAAAAGAAAGUUGCUAGCAUGAUGGAAAGUAAAGAUGUCCACAAAGGAAUAUUUCAGAUUGAGUGGGAACAUAAGAAAAUGGAGAUGGAAAUGGAAGAUCUAAAUCAGAAGGCUUGGGAUAUUCAGAUGCUAUUUUUUUCCAGAGAUCGUCAAAAGUACCUAAAUGAACCAAACUAUGAGACUCUGAUUGCCAUUCAGAUUGGAAUAAUGGAGCAAACCAUUGCUGUUUUAGAUAAGACCCACAAAAAGAAUGUGGAAAACUGCAAAAAACUACUAAAAAAGCUGGGAAGGUACAGCAAUCAAAAAGAUAUAGCAAAUUAUACUCUGAGCUGCAAUUUACGAGAAGAGCUGGUGGCUGUCUCAGAGAGAAAGGACAUCUGUAAUGCAAUAGGGUCUCAACUGACUUGUGAAAAGAUUGCCAAAGAACAGUAUGAAAACAUGAUGCAUCAACAAAAGUUAACAAAUAUUUCAAAACAACAAGCUGAACAGAUUUCAAUACUGCAGGCCGAAGUUGAACGAUUAAGGAUGAAGACAUUUCCUGCUCUUGUUCAAAUGUAA